CAGCGCUGCCCAGCGCGGUUUGCUCGGCUCUAUCUUUGGGGCAGCCCCGGAACGCGUGCCUCCCGCCGACGGAACGGGACCGAGGCAAGCCGAGCAGCCGCCCGCGACGCUCGCAUCGCGAAGCGGCAGCGCUGGGCUGCACCCCCAGCCAGCGGAAAACUAUCCACAGCGCCGGCGGGCGACGCGAAGCCAUGGAGGCCGCCGCGAAAGCCGCCGCCGCCGCCGCCGACACGCCGCGCACGAAUCAAACGCGCUGCGCCAUCGCCACGACGUCCUGCGCCGCGCCCGGCGUCGACGUCCUGUGCUGGUGGGCGACGUACCAUAUCAAACUUGGUGUGGAUACGAUCUACCUGUACGUCCACGACGCGUCGGUCGUGGAACCGAAGAAGAAGGCCCAAGGCGUCGCGGCGCCGUCGCCACUCCUCCUCAAAGUACAAGAGCGGCUCAAAUCCCUGAACCUGGAGCGGCAGGUCCUCGCGUUGCCGGCGUUGAGCCACCAGAAGGGCGCGGGGACCGUGGAUGUGGUCGCCAUGCAAGAGCGCGACGUGCACGACGCCAUCCGACGAGCUCGAGCGUCUGGCUUUGAUUGGCUUUUCCACGUCGACGACGACGAGUUGCUCCAUCUGACGAGUGGCAAAUUUGGUAAGGGCGAACUGGCAAAAGUCGUUGAAAAGGCGCGCGAUUCGACGUUUAACCUGAGGCUGGACAAUCUGGAAGUGCGACGGACCUUUCCCGAGAUCAAAGAACCGUACAAUUUUUUUGAGGAAGAGACGCAUUUCAAGUUGAGAGUGGCCCUACAUGCGGACGGGUCCUCGGUCAAGAAGCACCACGACGCGCGCUUUUAUAUUCAUGGGGGCAACCCGGCGUCCGGGGCGGACAACACGACAGCUCCCUUUUUAAGUUAUUGGAACGGGAAGAGUGGAGGGCGCCUCAGCGAGCCCGGUCUCAAGCCCUGCGGCGUGCAUUUUUUCGGAAGCGCGCGGGGCGACGCGGCGCGCAACGGCGCGCAGGACGCCGCCGACGGCUUGGUGUUGCUCCACUACCCCUUCUGCCACUUCGCGACGUGGCGCCACAAGUUUAACGUGCUGGACGCCACCCAAAGGUCGGACUGGGGCCACUACCGGGCGGCCCGCUUAAAAAUUGUGGAGGCGAUGGCGCCGGGCGGCGGCGGCGAAAAGGCCAUCGAGGAAUUUUAUAGGGAGGCCGUCAUGCUCAAGGGGGCACCCACCUCGGAUGUGGAGCACGUCGCCGUGAAUCUGCCCGCUUCGGCACGACCGCAGCAGUGGCGCACGGGCGUCUACAAGCGCAUCGAUGACGGAGAAGGACGGUGCUACGCGCGGUGCGAGAAGGCCGACAAGGACGGGCCCAAGUCGUACCUCUGGAACAUUCCCUCGAAGAAGAUGUGGCUCGUCGGCUCGACGCCCGGCGCGACGACGGGCGCGGCCGUCGCGUACGAUGAGGCAGAAGACCCAUCGAAGAUCGGCGCCCCGUGGUGCGUCUACGACGGCAGCGCGUGGGUCAAGGCGGCGGGCGCGGCCGUGGGCGCCAUCAACGUUGAUGGGGAGGGGCGGCGCUACGCGGUCGUCGACGCGAAGCGAAUUUUCGGGGACGCCCCCCUCCCCACCGGAGGUGAAGAGGAGGUGAAGAGGCGGAGCCAGCCCGACCACGCGCGCCUCGCGGCGAUCGUCCUGGCGGCGCUCACUCACGAGCCCUACGCCGCCGUCUUCUGGCGGGCCUGCGAGAAGGCGGCGAAGCGCGAGCCGCCGGGCGCGGAGCGCAAGCCCGAGGCUUGCAAACGGGCGCUCGCGGCGGGCGCGCGCGCCGUCGGCGCGCCGCGCGUCGCCGCGUCGCUCGUGGCUGAAAGGAUGGCGGCGCUGCCCGAGCACAAGCGGCGCGCGGCGCGGACGCUCUCGAAGUCGCGCGACGCCCACGCCGACGUCCUCUCGAAAACAACCGAGGACGCCGUCGUGCUGUCGAUCCCCGGCGCCGAGUCCGUCCAGUCCUGGCGCGCCGGCGUCUACGCGCGCGAGACGCAGACGCUGUACAAGCGCGUGCGCGAGGCCGACGAGCAGGAAUCCUUUUUAUAUGCGCUGCCGAAGCGCGGGAUGUGGCUCGUGGGGUCCACGCCGGGCUCGACCGUCGGCGGGCUCGUCGCCUACGACGAGGUCCGCGACGCGCGCAAGCUCAACUGCGCCUGGCACGUCUUCGACGGGCGGACGUGGGCGCCGGCGCGCGGCGUGGCCGUGACGGUGGCGAAGGGGCGGGGGUAAGCAUCGAAAGACAA
Messenger RNA from Pelagomonas calceolata, 2284 nucleotides. The record is from the annotation of a GenBank genome assembly. Lineage: Eukaryota; Pelagophyceae; Pelagomonadales; Pelagomonadaceae.